AUAGGAGACGCCGCAGUGGGCACCCUGUGUGUGAGAGUCCAGCCUUGGGCCAGAGUGCCGGGUCUAGGCCUGGAAGCGCGAGGCGGGCAUUUCGGAAGAGAGUGGCGCGGCGUGGGGCGCCGCGAGGGCACUACGAGCCCAGGAACUGCCGCGCCGGCCCGAUUUUCCGCGGCUGUAUAAGGACUAGCGCUUCGGUAGCCGGGGAGCUGGAGGGAACCUGAUUUGAGAUCAAUUCUUGGAGAACACAAAGAAGUGUGAUGCAUGCAGAUGAUGUGGAGAAGUGAGUGAGUGACAAUAUUUCAAGGUUACGUUGAAGAGCAUACAGUGAACCUUAGUGCCUGGACCAACAGCUGCUGAAUUGAAUUGUCUGCAAUUAAAGCAACAGCAGGAUUGAACCAGCUGCCCUUUGACCCUGCUAACAACAACGAGCCCCUGCAGUUUGGUAGUGCCAGUGGCCCUCUGGUCACAGAAGGCCUCAUUGAGAAUGGAGGGGAAUCAAGCAAGAAAAGAAAGAGAACAAAUACUCCUUCAGCUGAUAACAGUAGAACUCUGAACGUGGAUUCCACUGCAAUGACACUACCUAUGUCUGAUCCAACUGCAUGGGCCACAGCAAUGAAUAAUCUUGGAAUGGCACCGCUGGGAAUUGCCGGACAACCAAUUUUACCUGACUUUGAUCCUGCUCUUGGAAUGAUGACUGGAAUUCCACCAAUAACUCCAAUGAUGCCUGGUUUGGGAAUAGUACCUCCACCAAUUCCUCCAGAUAUGCCAGUAGUAAAAGAGAUCAUACACUGUAAAAGCUGCACACUCUUCCCUCCAAAUCCAAAUCUCCCACCUCCUGCAACCCGAGAAAGACCACCAGGAUGCAAAACAGUAUUUGUGGGUGGUCUGCCUGAAAAUGGGACAGAGCAAAUCAUUGUGGAAGUUUUCGAGCAGUGUGGAGAGAUCAUUGCCAUUCGCAAGAGCAAGAAGAACUUCUGCCACAUUCGCUUUGCUGAGGAGUACAUGGUGGACAAAGCCCUGUAUCUGUCUGGUUACCGCAUUCGCCUGGGCUCUAGUACUGACAAGAAGGACACAGGCAGACUCCACGUGGAUUUCGCACAGGCUCGAGAUGACCUGUAUGAGUGGGAGUGUAAACAGCGUAUGCUAGCCAGAGAGGAGCGCCAUCGUAGAAGAAUGGAAGAAGAAAGAUUGCGUCCACCAUCUCCACCCCCAGUGGUCCACUAUUCAGAUCAUGAAUGCAGCAUUGUUGCUGAAAAAUUAAAAGAUGAUUCCAAAUUCUCAGAAGCUGUACAGACCUUGCUUACCUGGAUAGAGCGAGGAGAGGUCAACCGUCGUAGCGCCAAUAACUUCUACUCCAUGAUCCAGUCGGCCAACAGCCAUGUCCGCCGCCUGGUGAACGAGAAAGCUGCCCAUGAGAAAGAUAUGGAAGAAGCAAAGGAGAAGUUCAAGCAGGCCCUUUCUGGAAUUCUCAUUCAAUUUGAGCAGAUAGUGGCUGUGUACCAUUCCGCCUCCAAGCAGAAGGCAUGGGACCACUUCACAAAAGCCCAGCGGAAGAACAUCAGCGUGUGGUGCAAACAAGCUGAGGAAAUUCGCAACAUUCAUAAUGAUGAAUUAAUGGGAAUCAGGCGUGAAGAAGAAAUGGAAAUGUCUGAUGAUGAAAUAGAAGAAACGACAGAAACAAAAGAAACUGAGGAAUCAGCCUUAGUAUCACAGGCAGAAGCUCUGAAGGAAGAAAAUGACAGCCUCCGUUGGCAGCUCGAUGCCUACCGGAAUGAAGUAGAACUGCUCAAGCAAGAACAAGGCAAAGUCCACAGAGAAGAUGACCCUAACAAAGAACAGCAGCUGAAACUCCUGCAACAAGCCCUGCAAGGAAUGCAACAGCAUCUACUCAAAGUCCAAGAGGAAUACAAAAAGAAAGAAGCUGAACUUGAAAAACUCAAAGAUGACAAGUUACAGGUGGAAAAAAUGUUGGAAAAUCUUAAAGAAAAGGAAAGCUGUGCUUCUAGGCUGUGUGCCUCAAACCAGGAUAGCGAAUACCCUCUUGAGAAGACCAUGAACAGCAGUCCUAUCAAAUCUGAACGUGAAGCACUGCUAGUGGGGAUUAUCUCCACAUUCCUUCAUGUUCACCCAUUUGGAGCAAGCAUUGAAUACAUCUGUUCCUACUUGCACCGUCUUGAUAAUAAGAUCUGCACCAGCGAUGUGGAGUGUCUCAUGGGUAGACUCCAGCAUACCUUCAAGCAGGAAAUGACUGGAGUUGGAGCCAGCCUGGAAAAGAGAUGGAAAUUCUGUGGCUUCGAGGGCUUGAAGCUGACCUAAAUCUCUUUGCCUAACAACUUGGGAUCCUGAAGAUAAAUAUGUGUUGGACAAGCAUAGAAAGUGAUUUGUAUUUUUAAUGGUUUUCAAGUGGAAGUUCCUUUGAAUUUGUCAGUUCAUUCCUGGAAAAUCUUUUGAGUUAAAAUAAGGAUCCUAGGACAGCACCUCGAACUACAGGCCCUAAAGAGAAAUUGCCUCAAACCACAAGUGCUGUAACUUCCUCCCCUUUCUGUCAAUUGGUUGUCUUUAAAUAUUGCAAAAGUCCUGAUGCUAAACAGUAUUUGGAGUGUUUUCAGUGUCUGUACUACUGUUGUAGACCUUGGUAUUUUUUUAAACACUGUUAACUGAAAUGUUUUGAUGAUUUGUAUGUGAUUUGUGUUUCUAAACUUCUCUUUACAUUAAUGUUGUUACUGGUGAAAGGCAUGAGAGCAGCACUAAGUCCUCUGUGUAACUGCCAUUGUCUUUCCAAUCCCCAGUAGACCAGUAAAUAAAUAACACAUCAGUGUCUUCUAGAAGGUGCCUGACCAGGUUCACCUUUUAAACGACAAAGCAUGGUUUGUGGCUUUUUGCAAAAUUACUAUGAACCAAAAGUUGACAAAUGUUCCAAAGUUAUUUUCUCUAACAUAUCACAUUAAAGAUCUGUUUCAGAAUUGUAAAAAGUACAUCUAGAUGUGUUUACAGAAAGCAAGUAUCCAGUAUGACUGGCAUGUGUUCAUGCUAUUCAGAAUCACUUGUAAAUAGUCUGCUUUUAAAGGAGGGCAUGUUCAGUUUUCUGUGAAUUAAAAUAUGCUCAUGUGUGGGCACACACGCACAAACACACGCACGCACGCACACAGUGGCAGAAGGGAUUUAUAUUAAUAUUCUUUCCCCUGUGGCCUUCUUACAGUCUGUUGGUCCCUUUGCUUCCGUUGUCAGUGUGUUGAAUUGCAAACCGUGUACUGCUGUAAAUACUAUGUUUACUUCAUGCUGAAUGUUUGCAAAGACUUGAUAUAAGUAUUAAUAGUAAUGAAUCAAUGAAUAAAUAAUGAGCUAGGGUUUGUGAGGCUUUCUACAAAUAGGUCAGCUCCACCUGGAGUGCGAAUUGCCAGAGACACCUUGGUAGUGCCCAUCGGCAAAUCGCAAUGGUAGCAUGUGAGUGGACCAUUCAGAAACUUCUGCUUGGUGGAAAGUAAACAGAGAGGAUGGAGGUUUGGGGCGAAUGUCCUGAGGCAGAGAUGGUCUUUAUUGUGUGUGGUGGUGGUUGUGGUAUUUAUAAUAAUGCAAGCAUACCCUCCCUUGAGUCUCAAUUGAAGAUAAAAGAAUGUACUGAGCAAGCAAAGCCAAUGGAGAGUAUUUCACAAAAAUACUUUGUAAAUGAGAUGCCAGUAGUGUUCAAAGUUGUAUUUUUAAAAGAUAAAUAUUCCUUUUUAUACCUCA
Molecule: messenger RNA, 3729 nt
Organism: Pan troglodytes (chimpanzee)
Lineage: Eukaryota; Metazoa; Chordata; Mammalia; Primates; Hominidae
Gene: ENOX2
Product: ecto-NOX disulfide-thiol exchanger 2
Exons: 16
Coding region: 571-2316 (581 amino acids)
Biological process (GO): ultradian rhythm
Cellular component (GO): plasma membrane; external side of plasma membrane
Molecular function (GO): RNA binding; oxidoreductase activity
Source: RefSeq, a predicted model, not a curated record